ACUUUCGUCACGACACUCCACUGCGCUUAUUGAUUCGCGUCUUGGUCUUGAUUCUUGCUCGACAUAGUUUUUGUGUGUAUCAGAAAUGGCGAGUCAGACACAUGGAAUCCAACAACUUUUGGCGGCUGAGAAGCGCGCAGCCGAAAAAGUCUCAGAGGCGAGGAAGCGAAAAGCGAAACGCCUAAAGCAGGCCAAGGAGGAGGCCCAGGAUGAGGUAGAAAAGUACAGACAGGAGCGCGAGAGGCAGUUCAAAGAGUUUGAGGCCAAGCACAUGGGCACCCGGGAAGGUGUUGCUGCUAAGAUCGAUGCUGAGACCAGAAUCAAGAUCGAUGAGAUGAACAAAAUGGUGCAGACACAGAAGGAGGCGGUGAUCAAAGACGUUCUCAACUUGGUGUACGACAUCAAGCCUGAGCUGCACAUCAACUACCGCGUAGUUUAAGCAAACUAUUUAAAAAAAAUUAUCGCCUAAUUAAAUUUUGAUGCGAUCACUUCUAACUGUUAUCAAUGUAAUUUGUUGUUUAUAGGCUACCUAGUUGGAAUAAGCGCCAUUUUGUCACAUGACAGCUAAACACGCGGGAAACGUCACUGGCCGCGUUGUGUCAUUUAACUAUUUCAAAGAUGGCGGAAAACCGCGGUAACGUGAAGGUUUAAAUAUGCAGCCUCCAUUUGGAAUAUUUAUACGCCAUAUAGCUUAAACUUCUUAAUAUUACGGGAAUCAGCUCGGUAUCAUUCCAAUACGUUUGAAGAUCCGCUACGGAACACAAAAAAAAUAUGUAAUCGUAAAUUGUAACUAUGUUAUUCAAUGUUGGAUAGAAUAUAAAAAUAAAGUUUGAGAAAAUUG
Molecule: messenger RNA, 841 nt
Organism: Manduca sexta (tobacco hornworm)
Lineage: Eukaryota; Metazoa; Arthropoda; Insecta; Lepidoptera; Sphingidae
Gene: Vha13
Product: V-type proton ATPase subunit G-like
Exons: 4
Coding region: 86-439 (117 amino acids)
Biological process (GO): proton transmembrane transport
Cellular component (GO): vacuolar proton-transporting V-type ATPase complex
Molecular function (GO): proton-transporting ATPase activity, rotational mechanism
Source: RefSeq, a predicted model, not a curated record